Argiope bruennichi is the source of this 1849-nucleotide messenger RNA. Its product is annotated as zinc finger protein Gfi-1b-like. The coding region runs from base 145 to 1404 and encodes 419 amino acids. The record is from RefSeq and is a predicted model, not a curated record. Gene Ontology annotation, molecular function: DNA-binding transcription factor activity; RNA polymerase II cis-regulatory region sequence-specific DNA binding. The transcript has 4 exons. Gene Ontology annotation, biological process: regulation of transcription by RNA polymerase II. Lineage: Eukaryota; Metazoa; Arthropoda; Arachnida; Araneae; Araneidae.
UCGAGAGCCCGCUCCCCCCACCUCUCUGGUCUUUUGGCGCGUGAUUUUAUUUCUCGUUCGCGUCUCUAUCCGGCUGGGUGUGCUCUCAGGGAGGGUUCGAGCGAUGGGUAGCGGCUACUGCAUCGUCCCUGUCCGGCAGGAGGUAUGACGGACGGACUGGCGAUCGGUGUGAAGGACGGUCCGCUUACUUUCGGCGAGAUGGGGAGCGCUUUCAGGGUGGUCACCCCUAAGAGACCCAGGGAAGGUGUACCAGGAGUAAGCGUACCCAGACUGACUGCAGCCACUCUUCGACCAUCCUUCCCACUUCUGGCUGACACUCUACCUACUUACUACUCUGGUCUCUGGUGUGGGGCCCCCUUGUCCCUCAAAGAUCCCACUCUGCCCCUGUUCCCACUGUUUCCUCACUAUCUGCCCUCAUACGGGUUUUCAGUCGAUUCUGCAUCGGCACCCACCACAGUCGAAAGCUCCGCUAGCGCCACAGCAAGACUCGCCGGUGACGCCCCAUCUCCAUGGGAAACAUGUGGGACCGAUAAAGAAAUUCGACCUUCUCUUACGCCAUUGGCUCUUGGUGAGUUCAAACCUUUAGGACUAGCAACUUGGCCGACCGAUUUGAGAGUCAAGCCUGUGCCGGUGACUAGUUGUCACGGAACUGCGAACUUCUUCAGAAGUCAAACCCAAAGUCCACCCAAAACAGACGAUGCAAGCCCUAGACUCUUAGGCAGUGGCGCAGCGGAGGGGCCAUCCUUGUUCCGCCCUGCGUUCACGGCUGGGCUUUCCUGUUUUGGACUUUCUUUGUACAGUUUUGGAACCCAUUCGGGACCCCAUGGUGAGAAGGCUCUUUCCAGUCCAGACGGUGUCCUCAAGUCAUCGCCCACAGGCGAUGUGUAUUCUUGCGUCAAGUGCGACAAGAUGUUUAGCACGCCGCAUGGACUGGAGGUGCAUGCUAGAAGAUCACACAGUGGGAAAAGGCCUUUCGCCUGUGAACUGUGCAACAAGACAUUCGGACACGAAGUAAGUUUGAGUCAGCAUCGGGCCAUCCACACGGCAGAAAGGACAUUCGAGUGCAAACAGUGUGGCAAGUCCUUCAAGAGGUCUUCCACUCUGUCCACCCACCUGUUGAUCCACUCCGACACGAGACCGUAUCCUUGCCAGUACUGUGGAAAGCGGUUUCAUCAGAAGUCAGACAUGAAAAAGCAUACAUAUAUACAUACAGGUGAGAAGCCUCACAAAUGCGCAGUGUGUGGGAAGGCCUUCAGCCAGUCCUCGAAUCUCAUCACCCACAGUCGCAAGCACACCGGCUUCAAGCCUUUCGCCUGCGAGAUCUGCGGCAGGGCCUUCCAGAGGAAAGUGGACCUGAGAAGGCAUAAAGAAACUCAGCAUUCGGAAAUUCACCACAUACCCUAAUUCACCCACCGGGUGUCUCGGAACUGGGACACCCUCUCGGUUGGGAUGAGACACCAAAACUGUGGACCAAUCCUGGACUGUAAAGUGGGAUACUAAUUUCUCAUUUCCGUGUUGAGGAAAGGUUUCAACCCGGAGUCUUUCGACCGAUGAUCUCUUCUGUGUCUUUUUUUCUGUUCAAAGCCUGACGAAGCAAAAUGCGAACUAUGAGAAACGCAGGGCAAAGCCUGAUAGUUGUUUGAUAUUGCAAAUAUGUGAUUUUUUUUUAAAGAUAUAUUAUCAGUAUUAGUAUUUAAUCGCUUCCAAAAACAUAUUUAUUUGGCAAUUUUCCCACAUUUUUUUGGUGAAAAUAAUUUAAUUCCUUUUUGGUGAAAAAAUAUUUUUACAUUUUAGAUUUUAAUUUUAAUUUCAAAAUUUAACAUGGUUGAAUCUAUAACUAAAAAUUAAC